Messenger RNA from Mesorhabditis spiculigera, 315 nucleotides. Lineage: Eukaryota; Metazoa; Nematoda; Chromadorea; Rhabditida; Rhabditidae. The record is from the annotation of a GenBank genome assembly.
AUGGGUGCAAACGAUGGAGGACUUUCCAUAGAGCUUGAUGAUGAGACGAAAUUUCGAAUUCUUCGCAUCAUAGCGGAGUGCCAUCCACUUCUAAAUGGACGAGCUGCCCCAGCGUGCUUCGAUGCGUAUCCAGCAUGGUUCUAUGUGUCACUGUCCUCCCUCUUCUACCGUAUCAGACGCAGCGACGGUCGCGUGUUGAUUGCGCAGUUCCGGAGCGGAUCCCUCAACAUGUUCCAUCUCGUGGACGCUGAGAUGCUGCGACGGACAUGGGAUGAUGAGCGCGUGCUCCAAUUCGCGCUCCGUGACUCCGAGAAA